AUGGUGAUCAGCAUUGGCCUUGUUGUCAUGUUUCUGUGUUCUCAUGCUGCUAUUGCUCUGUCAGAUGAAAGCAUCAUCACUGCCCAAAGUCCGGCUUCGAGCAUGUCUGAUGAAAGCAGCAUUGUGUCCGAAAGUCCGGCUUCGAGCAUGGAUUCGUAUAUUGUGUACACUGAAAGCUGGAAAAAACCUCCACAAUUCGCUAGUUUAAAGCUUUGGUAUCAACACAUGCUUGAUUCCUUGCCUACAAGAUCAGCUAAUCUGAAGCCACGUUUGGUUUAUGUCUACAAGUAUGCAAUUACUGGGUUCAGUGCUUAUUUAACAUCAGAACAAGCAAAUGCAUUAUCUAAACUCCCUGGCGUUUUGGCUGUUGUGAAGGAUCAGAAUCAUGUCUUACAUCACUAA
This is a messenger RNA of Dioscorea cayenensis subsp. rotundata (Guinea yam), 402 nucleotides long. RefSeq names its product subtilisin-like protease SBT1.4. The record is from RefSeq and is a predicted model, not a curated record. Lineage: Eukaryota; Viridiplantae; Streptophyta; Magnoliopsida; Dioscoreales; Dioscoreaceae. The transcript has a single exon. Bases 1 to 402 code for a protein of 133 amino acids.